Messenger RNA from Geosmithia morbida, 1821 nucleotides. RefSeq lists its product as uncharacterized. Lineage: Eukaryota; Fungi; Ascomycota; Sordariomycetes; Hypocreales; Bionectriaceae. The transcript is spliced from 2 exons. Gene Ontology annotation, biological process: phospholipid biosynthetic process; regulation of transcription by RNA polymerase II; endoplasmic reticulum unfolded protein response. The record is from RefSeq and is a predicted model, not a curated record. Gene Ontology annotation, molecular function: transcription corepressor activity. The coding region runs from base 1 to 1821 and encodes 606 amino acids. Gene Ontology annotation, cellular component: nucleus; endoplasmic reticulum.
AUGCCGCCCGCACCGGAUUCCAGCGGGUCGUUUACAGCCCAACUGCCCUCCAUUUCUCGAUUAGACCACCGUUCUCCUCCGCCGCCGCCGACAUUAUCCAACAGCCUUCAUUCCUCGUCAACGACGUCCCUCUCAGCCACAACAGCUACUGCCACUAUACCACACGCGCCGCUGCCACCUCCACACAAUGGUCAUGAUCGAACGGUCCUACCGCCUCUGAGUAGCCUUACCGGUGGCGAGCUCCUCGGUCAUAGUCCCAUGCUCGACCCUGUUGAUCGUCCUUCGCCGCCUCCCUGGUCGGCCUUGAACCCCCCUUCUCAAUCAUAUCGCAGUGCCGACAGCCCCAAUACUAUGGACAUUGACGCUUCAAGCAACAGCGCCGUCGGUACGGCGUCACCAGACACGCGUGCCGAACAGCGCGCUGCGAGCGUCAGUCUUGAUGAUCCCGACGUCUGGCUCGCUGCCAAAGCCUUGGGUGAACUUCGGGCUGAUUUCGUUUCGUCCCCACCUGCUACCGGCAGUGCCCUUUCCAUGAGCCCAUCACCCGCCGCCCAGCUGCCUGGCCAGCGACCGACACGAGAGUCCGGGCCGCUGUUUAACCUGCUCACUGCGUCACACCCUCUACUAGCCACGACUAUUGAGGGCGCUACAUCGGCCUACGGCGGUGCCAAGAACUUCUCACCCCGCUUCAAGUCCGGAGCAGAGUAUGUCGAGGGAUAUCUAACACCCAUUGCCAACACGGUCGGUUCAGUCGGCCGCGUGACUGGAGUUGAGGGUGGUGUGCGCUGGAUCCUGAGCCGGAGACAGGACUCGGACUCGGAGGCAGCGGGAGGCUCCAAGAAGCGACGCAAGGUGGAUGCUUCCGGUGCUGAACCCAGCUCCAAGAAGCGCAUCGAGACCGAGGCCGUAUCGGGGCUCCCCUCGGCUUCUGUCGAGGUUGAGAACUCGCACGAUUCGUGCCCGCCUACCCCCAAGAGUAGCAGCCGACUCUCUAUUGCCAGCACAGCUGAGACAUUGCCAGCAUAUGACGACAUGCGCUCGCCGGCAUAUACUGAGACGAUGGACAACCAGGGCGCUGCCACGGCUCCCCGCGCCAAUGCCCCCUGGAAGUCACGCAUCCUCAUCUCAACUUCGGGCUUGAGCGUUGCCAUGAGCGACGAGAGCUUGCGCAGCCUCAAGUACUGCCUCCGGUGGCUACGUUGGGCUAACCACCACAUGGGAGGUGUCAUUGGUAACCUCAAGACGACGGUGGAACAGUACGAGAAGCCAGAAGACGAGACGAUGUCGGGCUUGGCUGCCGCUGAAAUGGCGCAGGAUCCGGCAGCUCUCGGCCAGCAGGGAGGGGUGGCGGGAGCUGAUGCCCGGGCAGCUCAGCAAGUCUCCCGUGCAGAGCUCGCCCGCCGCAUCAAUGCGCUGAAGGGGGACGUUCUCAAGACACUGCAAGACGCCAUCAACACGGUGUCGAGGUAUGCCGGCGGAGCCCUCCCUGAGAAUGCCAGGGUACUUGUGCACCGGCACCUGACCAGCCUGCCCCAGCGCUUCCGUCUGGCCACGCUGUCUACGCAGGAGACCCAGAUCAACGGCCAGGACAAGGACUCGGCCGUGCGCGACGGGGCACACAAGGUUCUCGUCCUGGCCAAGGAGGGCCUCGACAUGGUAACGCAAGUCAGCGCGAUUGUCGACGGCACCAUUGUCAGUGCAGAGGAGUGGUGCGAGCGCAUGGGCCGCAAGAGGCCCUCAGAUACUGACAAGGAUGGCGCAGACGGUACCUCUCUGUUGCCGCAGCAUGAGCCCAGGGACCAUGGCGUCAAGAUGGGUUGA